Molecule: messenger RNA, 979 nt
Organism: Aspergillus japonicus CBS 114.51
Lineage: Eukaryota; Fungi; Ascomycota; Eurotiomycetes; Eurotiales; Aspergillaceae
Exons: 1
Coding region: 28-792 (254 amino acids)
Source: RefSeq, a predicted model, not a curated record
CACAAAGCUUGGUACGAGAUCUUUACCAUGACACCCUUGCUUGGAGGUGCCAAAACUCUUCUCAGAAGACGGCUAUGCCAAACAUCACACACCGCCGAAACCUUUCCAUUUUACUCUCUGCGGCUCGUCCAGAAAAGUCACCGCCCAUCAUUCCACCGCAUCCGACCGCAACUAUGCACGAAAAAGAGAACAUUACAACCUCCUCAAAGGUCGCUAUCAUCAUCAACACUUGCUGUGAGUGGUUAUCAAGAUUCCAAAUGUACCCCGUGGAGGCGCUUCAACUCGAAUCCAGCCGAUGUGAUCGAGAAGCACAUGCUCGAUUGGGGUCACCGGACCUGGGGCCUGGUUAUCUACCGAUGCACCUACAGCAGCGACGCAGAUUGGGAGGAAUUUAUGUCCCGUCUUUUAUAUCGUUUGAGGAGCAGACUUGAGCAUUAUUAUGAUGGACUGGAUAUGCUUGAUUCCUUUCAACUGACUGUAAUGGACGAUAAAGCGCGGUUCGACGGGGCAAAUCCAGAUGCGAUACGGGGGCAUUUUGACGAGUGGGCGCCUGCGGCAUGUGAAGCCGAGCAAGGGAUUUUGCCUACUGUUGCUCGGUAUAUGUGCAUAGCACGGUACGGACUCUGUAUCAUGGUGGACGAGGAGGCCCUGCGCUCUGUUCUGGCUAUCCCACACGAGGACCUGGAUACCCGGAGUUCCACCGGCUUUGUGAUUCUGGUGCAUGGGAGGCACCACGAGAUGCGGGCGGGUAUAAAGGAGUGUGAUGAGGAGCUAGAGGAUGACGAUUUUUAGCCAUUAAAUGGCUGCACGCGGGAGGAUGUGGGCUGGAUGAGGGUGUGCUAUGAUCAGGCCCAGCUUUAUGUUUGCGCGCACAUGAACCAGAGCUAUGAGUGGCAAAUGGAGUACAGACGGCCUCCUGAGAUUGGUCUCUACUGCUGAUCUCUUCUUUUCCUCUGUCCUGACGCUGUUCCAAUUCUCG